Molecule: messenger RNA, 1113 nt
Organism: Lodderomyces orthopsilosis Co 90-125
Lineage: Eukaryota; Fungi; Ascomycota; Pichiomycetes; Serinales; Debaryomycetaceae
Gene: TRP4
Product: anthranilate phosphoribosyltransferase
Exons: 1
Coding region: 1-1113 (370 amino acids)
Biological process (GO): L-tryptophan biosynthetic process
Cellular component (GO): cytosol
Molecular function (GO): anthranilate phosphoribosyltransferase activity
Source: RefSeq, a predicted model, not a curated record
AUGACUGUACAAAGCCCGACAAAGGACAAGGUUCUCACACCUUAUAUCAAAUCAUUAGUUCAGAACCCUCCUCAUUUUACUCCAGAUGAUUUGGCAUCGGUAAUAAAGCUUAUAUUUACCGACCGUGCGUCUGAAAUUCAAGUUGCAGCAUUUUUGACUUCAUUGAGACAACGCGAAUUGGACCACGAGUCAGUUUAUAUUGCUGCUGCAGUUAAAACAGUUUUAGAGUUUGCAGAGACUAUAGAGGAUCAUUUAGUUGAUGAAGCAGGUUACAUAGACAUUGUUGGUACUGGAGGAGAUGGUCAAAACACAUUCAAUGUAUCAACAUCAUCAGCUAUUGUUGCUGCAGGAAUGGGCCUACCUGUAUGCAAACACGGCGGAAAAGCCAGCACAUCUACUUCCGGAUCUGGAGACUUGUUAAAGUCUUUGGGUGUUGAUUUAGCCAAAAUAAAUGUGGUAACUUUGCCAGAUAUUGUGAAAAAAUCAAAAUUCUGUUUCUUGUUUGCACCAUCAUUCCACCCUGGAAUGGGGCUCGUGGCGAAUGUGAGAGCACAACUUGGAGUACCAACGAUUUUCAACAUAUUGGGUCCAUUGAUUAAUCCAAUUCCUAUUCAGUCGAGAAUCUUGGGUGUUUAUAGCGAAAAGUUGGGCGAAAACUAUGCUCAAGCUGCCUCCAUACUUGCAAAGAAGAGUCAUAUACACAAACGUACAAUGGUUGUAUAUGGGGAAUGUGUUUUGGACGAAAUUGCACCAACCGGUUAUACAAAGAUCUGGUUAGUUGAAAGAGAUGGAGAGAUUAAAAGGGAUCGCAUUUCACCCAAGGAUUUUGGACUCCGUGAACAUCCAUUAGAAGCUGUAAGGUCAGGGACUCCCGAUGAAAACGCUGAAAUACUAAACCAUAUAUUGAAACAAGAUGAAGAUGAGUACAAAGUGCGUGAGGAAAAUAGUAAUGCAUAUGUGGACUACAUUUUGCUAAAUACUGCCGCUCUUGCUUAUGUAUCAGGCAUUUGUGAUAACUGGGUCGAUGGUGUAAAAUUAGCAAAGGAGUCUUUGACAAGUGGGGAGGCGUUGAAGGCGUUGGAGGAUUUAAUAAAAGCAAUAGAUUGUGUAUAG